GCUAGUGAGAAGACAGGAUGUCGCCUGAGAGGAGACUUCCUUGAACAUAACGUCAACUUCCACGUCAAUGGGACUUUCAAUGGUUUGUCUGUACAGAAUAUCUUCUGGGUAUUUCCUAUAAAUUGUGGUAAGAAUAACUACAUUUUUUAACAGUUAAAAAUACAUGUUUGCGAUAUAUCCUCAUGGAAUGACCCGAAAACCAUUCCAAAAAUUACAUAUUCUUUGAAUUCUAAAACUAUUUAUCAAAGGAUACCAACUAAUCAGUAAUUUCAUGAUACUACCAAACACUCAAGUAUUCAAUAAUUGUAUAUUACCAAUACUCUCAUUUAUCUAAGGUUAUAUUGUAUGUCCGAUUCUCUUCAGUCAAGCCCCCGGCCCCUAGGGUUAAGAUCACAGAGGAAGGGAAGGAUCUCAUUCUGAGCUGGGACCCUCCGGACUUAGCCGCUCACCACUGCUGGGUUUACAUCUUAAACUACAGCAAGUGUCAAGAGUCUCUGGUAAGCCAUGGAUGUGUGGAUAUUUUUUAUUUAUAUAACCUUUUAUUUAUCCAAGCAAGCUAGUUCUGAACAGAUUCUUAUUUACAAAGACAACCUGGCAAGUGCAGAUGUUUUCUGUUGUUGCACUUCCCAGAAGAGUUUUCAAUAGUUUCAUAUUUAAUUUAAGCGUUUGGUUAUUUAUGGUUCACUCGGCCAUUGUUUUACAGGUUAGUCUCACUGAGAUAAAAUCUAGUUUGCAACAGAGACCUGAUGUUCAAAACCUGUGUAUGUAAUAAUGCUGAAUGAUUCAUAAACAAAUAAACAGAUAACGAGGCCUAAGUUUAUCUGGCUACAGACAGUUUAUAGGUCAGAUGAAGGGUUGGGUGUUCAGGUAUUACACCGAUGGAAAUACAGCUUUAGUCACUGGAACAUGUUUACACUGCUUUUACAGACCUAAAGGGCCUGGUGUGUGUGUGUGUGUGUGUGUGUGUGUUAGUGAAAUGGUACCAUUAUGUGUGUUUCCUCCAGAGUAAAGAGAUACAAUACCAAUAUGAAAAUGUAGUUGUGGACAUGCCGUACGACCUGAGAUGCCAAUACAGAGUCCAGGUUAAAGCAGUCUAUAAGGAGUCAUGUGGGGCAGGAGAAAGCGACUGGAGCGAUGUGGAACUUUAUGGUACUUUCUCCACUUUCUUUCUCCACACUCUCUCUCUGUCAGGACACAGACAGUGAUAUAAUUAUAUUAACAUUGAAAUAGUUUUAACUUUCCCUGUUUCAAAUAAAAUGGAGGACGAAGAGAAAAAAAGUGUAUAUUAUACCAUUAGUCUAUAGUCUUUAAAAUAGUAUAUGUCAUUAUAAUAGAAUUGUAUACUAUUGACUAAAUGUAAUAGACUUCUAAUCUAAUAGACAAGAUUAGAAUUAGACCCAGUCACUGAUGUUUUGCUUGUGUUCCUUUCAGGUGUGGAGGAUCGUCAUGUUGAUUGGUCGAUGACUGUAGUUGCCAUCCUCAUUCCUGCUGCAGUUGGCCUAUUCAUCAUCCUGUUUCUUUGUUGUUUCAUGAAGUAAGUCAACCUACAUCAUGGGUCUACAUUCUGUGUGUGUGUGUGUGUGUGUGUGUCUUGGAAUCUUGGUGUUUAGAUUGUCUUAAGAGAAAGAUAUCUAGGAAAUGUGUUUUCACUCAAGUAAUUGACAUUUUGGUGAAUAGGGUUUGAAAUUUGCCCUCAUUUUCUUUGGUUCUAUUCCAGGCACAGAAAUAAGCUUUUCCCCGAGAUUCCACAACCCUCAUUGAUUUUCAAGGACAUGGUGAACAGCAAUAAGGAACAGAAGGUGAGAACAGCAACAUCCUAAGGGGCUGGCUGAUGUUGUAGGACUUCACUUACUAGAAAUGAUAACAUCAGCGUAUAGAGUACAUACUGAUAUCGAACUUCCUCUUUUCAAUUAAUCCACGUUGCCCCAUGACCCUCACACACACACACACACACACACACACACACACACACACACACACACACACUCACCCUCAUUCCCUGCCUUCCAGAGCUCCAUAGGGAAUCUCUAUGUCCCGGUAGAGGAGGAGGUGGAAUGUAAGAUCAGCCUGACCCCUGAGAAACUACACACUGACCCAGUAGUGAUUACUACAGUACAGACAGAUACAGCUGCA
Molecule: messenger RNA, 2133 nt
Organism: Coregonus sp. 'balchen'
Lineage: Eukaryota; Metazoa; Chordata; Actinopteri; Salmoniformes; Salmonidae
Source: the annotation of a GenBank genome assembly